Molecule: messenger RNA, 976 nt
Organism: Phoenix dactylifera (date palm)
Lineage: Eukaryota; Viridiplantae; Streptophyta; Magnoliopsida; Arecales; Arecaceae
Product: protein RGF1 INDUCIBLE TRANSCRIPTION FACTOR 1-like
Molecular function (GO): zinc ion binding
Source: RefSeq, a predicted model, not a curated record
UCCCGCUCCCCUAUAUUAACGUCCCCCCUCGCCAUGCGGCCCGCGCACGAGGCCCGAUCAGCUUUUUAUUCUCUCCCCCCUCGCUGCGCCGUCAAAAGUUAGAGGGGACGGCGGGGGAAAAAAAUGGUGGGGUACGCGUUCCACUACAAGAACAAUCUGGAGCAGGAGAGGAGGAGGAGGAAGGAGUGGAGGAAGCCUUCAUGGCUGGAGCCGCUUCUGAGCACCAAGUUCUUCGGGCUGUGCGACGCUCACAAGGAGAUGAGGAAGAGCGAGGCGAACACUUACUGUAUUGACUGCAACCAGUGCAUGUGCCCCCACUGCCUGGUCUCCUCGCCGGCGCACCGCCGCCACCGCCUGCUCCAGAUCCGCCGGUAUGUCUAUCAGGACGUGAUCCGCAUCACGGACAUGCAGAAGCUCAUGGACUGCUCCAAAGUUCAGCCGUAUACGGUGAAUGGCGCCAAGGUGCUGCUUCUCAACCCGAGGAAGAACUGCAAGCCGACCAGGAUGCACCCCGGCGGCGCCAACUGCCGGAUCUGCGGCUGGACCCUCACCGAGCCCAAUCGCUACUGCUCCCUCGCCUGCAAGGUUUCUAAAGUGGCUGCAUCACUCGGAGCUGACGACGGGAGCACUGGAGGCAGCCAAACGGAGUCGCUCUUCGACCAUCUGAUGGCGGACAUCGAGGCCUAUGACUACUUGUCUUCUGAUUCCAGCGAGGGGAGCCGUGGCCGUUGCACGGACGCAUCAUCUCCCAAGGCCAUCAUUCGCCGGAGGAAAGGGAACCCCCGCCGGGCUCCCAUGAACUGAACUGAAAUCCUGACGCCGUCCUUUUUAUCUCAAAAUAAUUAAUAGCGAAUGCGUUCCAUCCGUCUCCGGUGGGUCCCUCUCUGUGCAUGUAAUUCGGUUGUACAGCAUAAGCGCGGAGGAGCCGUGGUGUUGUUGAAACAUUUUUCCAAUUUUUAUAAUUUGAUAACAUUUU